GAAGUAAAAAAGUCGAAUUCAAUAAAACUCUUUUGGAAUCAACAAGGCAAUAUUAUGGAAUCUGAGAUAAUUGAAGAAAAACCCAAUUGCUGUGGGAAGAAAGAAGUAAUGAUGGAGUUUGAAGGAAUAGGUUUUCGUCAUCUUCAUCUCUCCAAGCUGUCAACUGGCGAUGACGUACCUACUAGCAAACGCAAACAAAAACGUGGAGAUUAUGAAAAUUUUAAUUCAAGGUUGUUGAAAGAUAUCACAUCCAUAGAUAAAGAUGAUAGCGAAGAGAAAGAUGACGAAAGAUGA
Messenger RNA from Funneliformis caledonium, 294 nucleotides. The record is from the annotation of a GenBank genome assembly. Lineage: Eukaryota; Fungi; Glomeromycota; Glomeromycetes; Glomerales; Glomeraceae.